AUGACCUGGGCGGAACACUUGCCUCUAACCUACUCGACCUCUACCCUGUCGCAGUUCUCGUACCACUUACACAGAUCUAAUGACGGAGCUGAGAAAGGUGUAUUUCACACGAGCAGCAAGAGCGUCUACGAGCGCUCCCAGAUCCACAUGUACGUGGUCCUCACACGCAAGAUCAUGUUCUACAUGAUGCAGAUCUACAUUCCGUCGAUGCUGUUCGUGGUGGUGUCGUGGAUCUCAUUCCUGAUCCCGGCGGAGAUGGCGCAGGGUCGCAUGCUGCUCACCAUCACCACCAUGCUCACCAUGGUGUCGCUGUUUGCUGCCGGCAGUGAGUACGUACCUAAGGCCAGCUACGUUAAGGCAAUAGAUGUGUGGAUGUGCCUGUGCACUUUCCUCUCUUUCUUCGCGGUGGUCGACUGCCUGGCGGACGUGCGGCUGGAGAGCAUGCUGUCCGGCGAGAGCCGGCGGAAGGCGACCGACACGUUCGUGCUGACCGGCCAGGCGCGCCGCCAGACAGUGGUGGAGAUCUUCAUGAAGUACGCGCGGGCAGGAGGCGCUCCGGCGCAGGGCGAGGACCCCGGCGAGCGGGACGAGCAAAUCGCGAGUGCGAACACGUUGACAGAAAUGCUGGUGAAGUGGUUUUUCAAGGCACACCGGGCAUCCGUCAUUGUGUACCCGGUAGUGUUUAUCCUGUUCAAUAUUGUGUACUGGGUGGUGUGCCUCGGAACCUUGGAGGAACUGGACUUGGGUGCACGAGGUGUUCCAGUUUAA
This is a messenger RNA of Pollicipes pollicipes, 768 nucleotides long. RefSeq names its product glycine receptor subunit alpha-4-like. Gene Ontology annotation, cellular component: membrane. The transcript has a single exon. Bases 1 to 768 code for a protein of 255 amino acids. NCBI's taxonomy places the organism in Eukaryota, Metazoa, Arthropoda, Thecostraca, Pollicipedomorpha, Pollicipedidae. Gene Ontology annotation, biological process: monoatomic ion transmembrane transport. Gene Ontology annotation, molecular function: monoatomic ion channel activity; transmembrane signaling receptor activity. The record is from RefSeq and is a predicted model, not a curated record.